Diachasmimorpha longicaudata is the source of this 2290-nucleotide messenger RNA. Its product is annotated as leucine-rich repeat-containing protein 45-like. NCBI's taxonomy places the organism in Eukaryota, Metazoa, Arthropoda, Insecta, Hymenoptera, Braconidae. Gene Ontology annotation, molecular function: protein binding. The record is from RefSeq and is a predicted model, not a curated record. The coding region runs from base 42 to 2192 and encodes 716 amino acids. Gene Ontology annotation, cellular component: centrosome. The transcript has 2 exons.
CCGUCAACAAACCUUAAAAACUGGAGUAAACUGAUCUCUCCAUGAAAAUGCUCAGUGAUUAUGAAUUAUUCAAGCAGCUCUGUCAUAAACGUAACAUCACGGUACAGCCGGACAUUCUGGGGGCUGUGGAAAACGCAAGUUCAACUGGCAUUCUCCAUCUCCCCUGUCAAUCAAUAGUCCUACCAGUCUGCGAGGUUCUGGGUCGAGUCCUCUCCUCCUCCUCGAUAAUUCGCUCUGUGGACCUGAGCGACUGUAUGCUGAUCUCCAAAGGCCUCAGUAGAAUACUGGACGCUCUCAUCUCGGGCUCGAACCUCACUUCCCUCAACCUAAAAGGCAACAACAUCACAGGCCCCAUCGUCUCCCAGCUAGGCGAGAUUUUCCAUCGAAAUAACACCCUCAGGAGCUUGAACAUCGAGUGGAAUAGUCUAGGAACGGACACCGAGUGCUUCGCCACCUUCUGCGAAGGUCUCUCCUCCAACAACAGCCUAGAAGAACUCGAUCUGCGUUACAAUCAGAUAUCUCCAUUGUGCACGGCGGCCCUCAGCAAGGCCUUGACACGAAAUAAAUCCCUGAAGAUCCUUAACUUGGGUAGGAACAACCUGGGGAUCCAGGGGGGUCAGGCGAUCCUCUCGUCUAUGAGGGAAAACACUAGUCUUAUCAAGCUGAACUUGCGGGGCAAUUGCAUUCCCGAGGAGAUCCUCGCGAUGAUCGAGGAUUUGACACUUAAAAAUCAAAAUCGAGAGAUCCAGUCGCUAUCCAACAUCUCCAGGUCUCUUCAGGGUCACAAACUUCUGGUUCUCCACGAGAACCAUCACAUGUACUCGUCAACGAGUGAAGAAUCUGUGGAGAAGGAUAUAAUCCUGAAGAGAAAGAAAGUGAAACAGAAACACAGAAUAUCCGGAUGGAAGGGUGAGUCAACUCCUUUGAAAAACCAUCAAGAUGAUCCGAAAAAUCCUGAGGACAACUCCAAUGAAUCGAUCCUGUCCUUGAACAUAAUCGGGGAACAGUCGAGACCUUCUGAAUCGGGGAAUUAUCCCGCGGAGAUUCCCAUGAAUAAACCUGACUCAGAAAUAUCCAAGAUCACUGAGCUAAACAGAAUGCUCCAGGAACGAACCACAGUAAUAGGCACUCUGAUGAAGAAGGUCUCCACCAAGGAUGAAGAGAUCAAAGCCAUGAAGUUGUUGAUGCAUCAGCUGGAGGAGAAAGUGCUCGAGGCACAGACAAACAAUAAAAAGAUGAUCGAGGAGAAGGCGCGUGAGAUCGAGGGAAUAAAGGAGAGCCAGAGGGCGAGUGAAGAGGCCUGGAGAAGAGUACAAAGACAACUGGAGGAUAAUCAGAACGACCAUGAGGAGAGGAGUAAAGAGUGGGAAGCGAAGGUAAGGCGAUAUGAGGGGGAUGUUCAGAGGAGUUCUGCAGCACUCCUGGGAUUGAGAGAGAGAUUUUUAAACAAGUCACACCAGUAUGAGGAGAUCAUAUCGAAUUGUAAGACUGAAGUUCACAAGGCGAAGGGGGAACUGAAGGAGAGGGUCAACAAACACAAGAUUGAGAUGAAUGUACUGAAGAGGACAUUAAAGGAGACAACAGAAGCCCUUGAGGAAUGCCAGGUACAGCUCCAGAAGAGCAGGGUGGAACUCAGAGAGGUGCAGGAUAAUUUAUCUAAUGUUAAGUCAAAGGUUAGUGAGAUGGAGGGGGUGAGUGGGAAGUACCUCAGGUUGGAGGAGACUUUUCAAAAACUAAAAGAGGAGAAGAUUAUCGUGGAGGAGAAAUUUAUCGAGUCCCAGAGGACAAUAGCGAGUUUGAAGAGGCAGGUGGGAUCAUUGGAGACUGAGCUCAUUGAGCCUCAGAGGAAGUACAAUUUGCUGAAGGAGGAGUUGGAGACUGAGAGAGAAAAGACUGCGAGGCUGAGGGAAGAGCUGAUGGGCGAAAGGGGGCGACUGAAGGAGCAGGAUUCCCAGGUGCAGAAGAUGGGCCAACAGAUCAGUGGACUCAAUGAGCAGAUACGUGAGACUCAGAAGAGGUAUGCUGAGGAGACUAAGGAGAGGGAGAAAGAGAGGAAGCAGUUGAAGGAGAUUAUUGCCAGCAGGGAUCGAGAUUUGAGGGAAAUCAAAGCUGAGGAGGCUCAAAGGGCUGGACAGCUUUAUGCUGCUUUUACCAAGUAUCUUGGUUCUAUUGGAUCCACUACGCCAUUAUGAUGUUAUUCAUCAACACUUGUAAAUAUGGAUUUUGUAAUUAUUUAUUUCUAUUUGUACUUUAUUUAUUAGAGAAAAUAAACACAAAUUUUUUUAGAGAA